CCUUACGCCGAUAGAAAGCAGUCAACGUUUGAUCAGCAAGUCAGGUGGACAUCAGGAGCAGCAGCCGGUAAGAUACAAAGAGUUACUACAGCAAUCAUGUGCAAGCUGGUCAUCCUUCUCGUGGCGGCCGUGGUCAUCGCCGUCACUCACGCUCACCCACACCCACACUUCCACCCUCCGUGUCCGUCGAUGCACCAUGUGCUGGAAGAGUGUACAUGCACCGGCCCCUACAACGGCUACCCUAGCAUCGUCUGCGAUGGUCACGAUAUGUCCAGCAGCCAAGCGUUCAGCGUCAUGGAGGCGUUGCCCCGUGACGUCACCUACUCUAGCAUCGAGCUGCAUGGGUUCGAUCACAUGGAGGAGGUGCCAGAGCACGUCUUUGACGGCCUGCACUUUGAACACGGAUCACUGAAGAUUGAUGACAGUCACCACCACGGGGUGGCGCCAGUGCUGCAUGCACACUCCUUUGAAGGAAUGUAUCAUCUGGAAGAACUCACGCUUUCCUACUUGAAGUUGACUGGCGUGCCGGCAAUCAUCUUCCAUUCCAUCGAAGACAGCGUCGAAAGGCUGAGUCUGAAGGGCAACGACAUCACGGAGCUAAUCCCUGACGCCUUUCGACUGAACUCUGCACACCCUCGUCGAACUGAAACUUGGGCCGGAGAUGACCUGAUGAGGGGUUUGGACUGA
Priapulus caudatus is the source of this 687-nucleotide messenger RNA. RefSeq lists its product as uncharacterized. The coding region runs from base 97 to 687 and encodes 196 amino acids. NCBI's taxonomy places the organism in Eukaryota, Metazoa, Priapulida, Priapulimorpha, Priapulimorphida, Priapulidae. The transcript is spliced from 4 exons. The record is from RefSeq and is a predicted model, not a curated record.